Molecule: messenger RNA, 1104 nt
Organism: Chelonoidis abingdonii (Abingdon island giant tortoise)
Lineage: Eukaryota; Metazoa; Chordata; Testudines; Testudinidae
Source: RefSeq, a predicted model, not a curated record
CUCAGACAGCCCGAUCAGAGAGCAGCCCUGACUCAAGCUGCUCCUUCAUUCGGAGUCGGCAAGUGAUUGCAAUUCCUCCAGCUCUGAACUGCACCAACGGUGAUACGGCCGAGGUUUCCCCUCUCCCAGGUGGCUGGCAAAGCACUCUGAGGCCAGACGGCAUGGCACAGAAGAGGGUUGCAGUUAUUGGAGCUGGCGUUUGUGGACUGAGCUCCAUUAAAUGCUGCUUGGACGAGGGGCUGGAGCCCACCUGCUUCGAGAGAAGCAGCGACAUUGGAGGGCUCUGGAGAUUUGAGGAGAAUCCCGAAGAGGGCAGGGCCAGCAUCUACAAAUCUGUCAUUAUCAACACCUCUAAGGAGAUGAUGUGCUUCAGUGACUUCCCCAUCCCAGCCAAUUUCCCCAACUACAUGCACAACUCCAAAAUCAUGGAGUAUUUGCGCAUGUACGCCGACCACUUCGACCUUCUGAAAUAUAUCCGCUUCAAGACCAUCGUGGUCAGUGUGACAAAACACCCAGAUUUCUCCACCACAGGCCAGUGGGACAUUGUCACAGAGACGGCAGGGGAGCAGGAGUCAGCCAUCUUUGAUGGGGUCAUGGUUUGCACCGGUCAUCACACCAACGCCCAUCUGCCACUGGAUUCCUUCCCAGGGAUCGAAAAGUUCAAAGGCCACUACUUCCACAGCCGGGAUUACAAGAAGCCCCAGGAGUUCUCAAGGAAGAGAAUCAUUGUGAUCGGCAUUGGCAAUUCAGGAACAGACCUGGCAGUAGAGCUCAGCCACACCGCAGAUCAGGGACCCUGUCAGAGACAUCAGGCCUACAGCCCACCCUGGGGGAAUGCUGAAUUGAGAACCCACACCUGCUGUGUUACAGGCGUUACCAUCUGCUAAAACACCCCGCAACCUGAAUGAGCAAGGCCAGCAAGCCUCUGAGUCAAUGUUGCUCCCAACAAAAUGACCAUUGAAUUCCAGUUCUACUGGGGAUGGAACGUCUGCCCUGGACACAGUUCAUACCACCCACCCUCUUUGUGAUCUGCAGGCACUUAAUGGCAACUUGGGAGAAGGCAUAGGCAUUUCCCUACAGAUAUAGGCAUUUGCUCACAAGUAC